GGUAGACCCUAUACUUAGCCACGAGGCAGAAUCUGAGAUAUCGAUACGAAUCAGCAAUAAGUGACUCUGCCAGCUCUCAAAGGGUUUGCAUUUCGUGCGCGGGGCAUUGUCUGUGAUCUCUACGCUCUUUUCCUGCCAAAUUUCAACCAAUGGUUCCUUCAAUCGACCAAGUCGAGGAAUACUUUCAGUCUCUCGAACGCUAUCUGUCAGAUUCUCUGGCGGCCGCCUCGCCUGGUCUUCCAAACGUCCGAGAGGCCGUUCACCGUCUUUGGGUUGAUAUCUCUCGCUUUGGGCCACCCGGUCUUCCUUCAUUCCCUGCCAUCCAUGUCCCCGGUCUUGGGGCAUUCGAGGUUCCUCCACCCCCGCCUCCACCUCCACCCCCGAGGACUCUCAUAGAGAAGGCUGGUGAUUGGAUCAUAGAACAUCCAUUCAAGAGCUCUGGAAUAGCAGUAACAGCUCUCGGAGCUGGCCUACUUGCUGGCUACACUACCUUCCGUAUGACGCACGCCCAUAAAAGAAGAAUUAGGUCGACUACUGUCACUCCCGAGAAACGGCAGGUUGUUGUCGUGUUGGGCGGUGAUCACCCUCUGGGUCUCCCUCUUAUCAUCGAACUUGAGCAGAAGGGGUACAUCGUUAUCACUAGCGUUUCCACACCGGAAGCUGUCGGUAGCAUUGAAAGCAAAGGGCAUGGAUAUGUCCGAGCUCUGGUCCUUGACCCCAAUGAGCCUGGCACGAUCCCGAUCUUCCUUCGGUCGCUUGCAUCUACUUUGUCCCGACGUUUUCCAAUCACAGCAGCUGGUGACCCAUAUGCAGCCACCCCUUAUCAUCCCCUUAUCCACUCCAUAAUAUCUCUACUCACACUGCCGAUCCCCUCUAUUCAUACGGCACCAACCCCCAUUGAACAGCUAUCUUUACGGAGUACAUAUCUUCCGCAUCUUCUCUCGACGCACUUUGCACCCCUUCAAGCACUUCAAGCACUCCUACCAUUACUCCGCGCGGAUUCCCAGCGUGCGCGUGACCGCAAGUCCAUCAUUGUGUGUCUCCCCGCUGCUGAUGCACGUGUUGGACUGCCUUUCGGCGGAGUCAGUGCCAUGAGCGCAGCUGCCACUCUUCGUGCAUUGGACGUCUUACGCCGUGAGGUUGCUGUAGGACAAGGCAUGAGCUCUAUCCGCAUUGUUGCUGUUGAUGUGGGCGUUGUUGGUGAACCCUCCGUCUCCGGUCUUGCAAAUCCACAUGCAAUGAACGAUUGGACCCUCUCAGAGAAAGCAACCUAUGGUCAAGCAUUCAUUGCACUCGGAGAAACUAGCAUGGGACAAUCUCGCAGUCCAGAGGACGUUUCUGUCCUCGUGAAUAAUAUACUUGGCGUCGUCAGUUCCGGAACGAAGACCAAGAUGGCGAGUAAAACGAUCGGCGGUAUCCGCGUUGGUGUUGGGUACGAGAAAAUUAGAGAUUGGAUUCGUGGCGACCGAUUUGCUGUUGGUGCUGGUGCAGGGACAUACACGUUUGCGUCAUUCCUCCCUAGCAUGCUGCUAGACGGAUUGCUGAGUCUGCCCCACAUAUUGGUCGGCGUCCGCAAUUGGCUCUUGCCUGUGCCUCCUGCCCAGCCACCCACGGUCAUAAAGGCGGCUCGCAGUGUUCCAUCCUCUGCCGUGGUUCCUGUAGCUCUACCACCGUCUUCCUUGACAGUGAGCAGAACGUCCUUGGCUCUACGUCCGUCACCUUCGGAGGCAGCUGUGCCGGCACCUGAGCAGGCUGAGCCUCUUUCAGAGCCUGAAGAUAUAAAUGGACAUGAGACAGGCUCAGAGGCUGACUUCGAGAGCAAUUCUGGCGAUGGCGAUGCAUCUACGGUGGAAAGCAGCUGGGUGAGCUUGGGAUCUCGUGGCUCCACUGAUUAAGGUUCAACGUUCAGGUCUUGCAACGGUCUGCUUUGUGUAAUGUGGUAAUGUGAUAAUUGGCAAGGAUUCUGAUCACUGGUGCUGUGUUUGUCUUACAAUUGUACUUUUAUUCGUAUUCUGUGCAAAUUUUGUGUCCAAGAAAUAUUACUCGUGCUCGCAGCACGUACAUACAAUGUGCAAUUCGUUUUCCUGCGGACACUGCUAUGUGCUGAAAUUCGAGGACGUGAGACAUGAUCGUCGCCUG
Molecule: messenger RNA, 2139 nt
Organism: Suillus clintonianus
Lineage: Eukaryota; Fungi; Basidiomycota; Agaricomycetes; Boletales; Suillaceae
Exons: 4
Source: RefSeq, a predicted model, not a curated record